AUGGCCCAGAAGGAGAAUGCCUACCCCUGGCCCUACGGCCGGCAGACGGUUCCAUCUGCCCUGAACACCCUGCCCCAGAGAGUCCUUCGCAAGGAGCCUGCCACCCCAUCUGCACUUGUCCUCAUGAACCGCGCCAAUGCCCAGCCCACAGCUGCCCCUGGCCAGAAAGUGGCAGAGAACAGCAGCGGGACACCCAAUUUCUUAAUGCGGCCCUUCACAAUUGAUGACUUUGAGAUCGGACGUCCUCUGGGCAAAGGCAAGUUUGGAAAUGUGUACUUGGCUCGGGAGAAGAAAAGCCAUUUCAUCGUGGCACUCAAGGUCCUCUUCAAGUCGCAGAUAGAAAAGGAGGGUGUGGAACACCAGCUGCGCAGGGAGAUCGAAAUCCAGGCCCACCUGCAUCAUCCUAACAUCCUGCGUCUCUACAACUAUUUUUAUGACCGGAGGAGAAUCUACUUGAUUCUGGAGUAUGCCCCCCGGGGGGAACUCUACAAGGAGCUGCAGAAGAGCCGCACUUUUGACGAGCAGCGAACAGCCACGAUCAUGGAGGAGUUGGCGGAUGCUCUGAUGUACUGCCAUGGGAAGAAGGUGAUUCACAGAGACAUAAAGCCGGAGAAUCUGCUCUUAGGGCUCAAGGGAGAGCUGAAGAUUGCUGACUUUGGCUGGUCUGUGCAUGCCCCCUCUCUGAGGAGGAAGACAAUGUGUGGAACCCUGGACUACCUGCCCCCAGAGAUGAUUGAGGGGCACAUGCACAAUGAGAAGGUGGACCUGUGGUGCAUCGGAGUACUCUGCUACGAGCUGCUGGUGGGGAACCCACCCUUCGAGAGUGCUUCACACAACGAGACCUAUCGGCGCAUCGUCAAGGUGGACCUGAAGUUCCCCACUUCUAUGCCCAUGGGAGCCCAGGACCUCAUCUCCAAGCUGCUCAAGCAUAACCCCUCAGAACGGCUGCCUCUGGCCCAGGUCUCAGCCCACCCUUGGGUCCGGGCCCACUCUCGGAGGGUGCUGCCUCCCUCUGCCCUUCAGUCUGUCCCCUGAUUGUCUCUGUCAUUUA
Messenger RNA from Cynocephalus volans (Philippine flying lemur), 1051 nucleotides. It is a transcript of the gene AURKB, whose product is annotated as aurora kinase B. The transcript has 8 exons. Bases 1 to 1035 code for a protein of 344 amino acids. Gene Ontology annotation, biological process: regulation of cytokinesis; protein phosphorylation; mitotic spindle organization. Gene Ontology annotation, cellular component: spindle pole centrosome; spindle microtubule; spindle midzone. Gene Ontology annotation, molecular function: protein kinase activity; ATP binding. The record is from RefSeq and is a predicted model, not a curated record. NCBI's taxonomy places the organism in Eukaryota, Metazoa, Chordata, Mammalia, Dermoptera, Cynocephalidae.